This is a messenger RNA of Diplodia corticola, 312 nucleotides long. RefSeq names its product 50s ribosomal protein 27. The record is from RefSeq and is a predicted model, not a curated record. Gene Ontology annotation, molecular function: structural constituent of ribosome. Bases 1 to 312 code for a protein of 103 amino acids. Gene Ontology annotation, biological process: translation. The transcript is spliced from 2 exons. Gene Ontology annotation, cellular component: mitochondrial large ribosomal subunit. NCBI's taxonomy places the organism in Eukaryota, Fungi, Ascomycota, Dothideomycetes, Botryosphaeriales, Botryosphaeriaceae.
AUGCAACCCACCCAGGCACUGCAGCGCAGCAUCAAGCGCAUGACGCUCACCACCAAGCAGACCGGCAAGGGUUUCUACAAGGGUACCGGUUCCGGUUCAAUGGGGAGACACACCAAAUGGGGCGGCUACACAGUUGAUUACUCCAAGGUCCGGACAUACGUUGCCCCCGACCUCGAAGACUUUGACCUCACUCCUUUCGUCACCAAGCGCGUCACGCCGCCGAGCGGCAGAGGAAAUUUCCCGGACAAGCUGGGCCCGCUCAGCGGGAAGCUGUACCUCGAGAAGUGGAAGGCGGAAAAUGGACAGGACUAG